GUGGCAUAACAAAAAAAGACUAUAAACAAAACCAAUCAAACAAAUCGUUUCAUACCGCCCAAUCUCAACUGCAAAAAAAAGCGUGUGAUGUAUCGACUUGUCCACAAUUAAAAACGAUGCUAAAAGAAAAACAAACAAAUGUUAAAAAUAACAAACCACCCACUUUUUUAAAAAGAUGUUUUUGCGCCUUAAAAUUACAAAAGUUAAGAAAUCGCCACAAGAAUGCUGCGACUUCAUUAGACCAUGAAAUUAAAAAACAAGAAUUUCCACCUCCGCCAAAACAAAGUAUUGCUAUAGAACAAAAAUUAUUACCUUAUGAAUGUGAACCAAAUGUAUGUAUACCUGGCCAAUGUGAUCCUUAUGAGUGCGAAAAACGCAUAAAAGCUCGUGAAUUAUGUAAUCGAAAUAAAUGUGAUAAAAAAUGUUAUAUGACGCAAGCAUCGCAAAAUAUAUGUACCCAGAUAAAAAAUCCAUGUUCAAAUAAAUGUAUUGGUAUAAGACCAGACGAGUAUAAAAUUAGAAAACAACAAUCAUCUUUAACUCGCACUGUAACAACAAAAAGAACAACAGUAAAUGAACCGAGAUAUGACACAAAUUUGAAUAAUCAAGCUGUAAAAAUUGGCUCGAAUUUUAGUUUUAAUAUAGAAUUUUACAAAAAAGGUACACCAACGACAACGCCUAUUGCACUUGAACGUAAGGAGCGUAAAAGUACUGUUGAAAAUGUCCAGGAUAAAAAUAUUAUCACCAAGUCAGCAUUUAGACGUAAUCAUGGAUCUCAAGCAAUGGCUACAUCCGAAGAUAAGACAUUAGAUGUACAAAAUGAAUUAAAUAGAUGUUUUUGCACUUUAAAAUUACAAAAAAAUAGACAAUCAAGAUACCGUAAAGAAAAUUUAAAUAUUUCAAGUAAACCCCCUUCGUAUCCACAAACCUAUGAAGUAAGAAGAGUGUCGUUUCAACCAAAUCCUAAAAUAACAACAAAGUAUAAACAUACGCCAGUGAGAUCAGUUUCGACUCGGAUAAAUGAAAAGUAUUUGAAAGAAAAUCAAAACUUUUGUCCGUGUAUAGAUGUUACAAACACAACUGAAAUGGAAACGAUCCUGCCAUUUGCACCAAAUAAAUUUAAAGACACCACUAGUAAGACGUUUGUUCCUGUACAAAAUGAAAAUAAAAAAAGAAAGGAAACAAAGCAAGGUUUUCAAUUAAACAAGAAGAAAAGUAAAAGACACUUAAAUUAUAAUAAAAAGUUGCUUAAAGAUCACGAAGGAAGUAUUCUUCCAUCACGAGUAAGAAGUGUUUCUAAUAUUAAAGAAUUUUUGUGCCGAUGUGCUGGAGUUUUUUCAAGAAAAGAGAAAACUAAUAAUGUAAUAAAUACUGCAAAUGAUAGUGGAAAUAAUCGUGAAAAUGAAAAUAAUUUGUAUAAAAAUGAACCAAUCUACUUUGACAACCUAAGGAGCUCUAAAAGUGAUCGAAGACAAAUUGUAAAUCAAAAUAUGAAAGUCAGAAAAUCAAAGAGUCUCAAAUUAGAUAAUCAAAAACGAAAUGAUAGGAAGAAGAAUAUUAAGGAAAGUAACAAAGUUAACAAAAACUCAAAAUAUGCUAAGGUACCUAAGGAUGCUGAUAAUACUGGUAUAAAUAUAUCAAUAAAACAAAAUAAAGAUAAUGACGGAGUAUUGUGUUCCCAUUGUAAAAUGAAAAUACAAAAGAAUAAAACCAGUCCACCAAAAGUACACUUUGAUGACAGAUCACCUAAGUUAGAUUCUCUCGAUGAAACGAAAAGUAUAAAGAAAUCAUUGAAAUCUGUGAAAAAACAACAGAAGAAAGAUGCAAAUCUUAAAGAAGAUGACAACUGUGCAAGUUGUAAUUCUUGUGGUAGGAGAUUUAAUAAAGAAGAGGUACAAAAAGCAGCAGGUGAUCGUUUGAUCGAAAUUGACAAAAUAAUGAAUCCUCAUAAAAUGAAAGAUUUGUUUAAUAAGCACAUUAGACAUAAAAAUAACACUAUAAAUACCAGUGAGCAACACGAAAUAAGUCCCUUAUUUGAAAUGCAAUUAAAUAGGCGUGACUAUGACAUUAUAAAUAAAGAUGAAGUUAUUGAUAAUGUUACUAAAUUAAGUAAAAUAAGUGUAAAAGAUAAACCAAAAUUGACUAAGCCUCAUAAAGAAUCUUGUUCAUGUUGUAUAUGCCGUCCUAAAAAAAUGAAAGGAAAUGAUCUAAAAAGACCAUGUACAUGUGGCAGUUUUAUUUGCUCUAAAAAAAGUCAGAAAAUGAAGAAAGAUUCACUAAAACACAAUUAUAUAAUACCCCGGAAACCAUGUGUUUGUGGUAGUCCGAUUUGUGACCGUGAAUCUGAAGCUAUGAGAACUUUAUCAUCUCGUCCCGGCAAAAUAACGUGUGUAUGUCAGAGAGAAAAAGAAAAGAGAGAAGAAAAACGCAAGGCUAUUAUUAGGAAAAAGCGAAACGAAGAGGAUCGUAUUCGUAGAAAAUAUCGAUUGCAACAAGAUAGAGACAUGGAAAAAAGAAUUAAUAAAAACUCAAGCGAUGUAAUUUUAGCAGCUGAAUCUUUAAUCGACAUUGGUAAAUUAGGAAUAACGGCUUGCGCUGAUGUCUUACGUUCUAUCGCCAGAAUGACUUCAGAUCCCAAGCAGGCUUACUCCACUCUUAAAUCUAUGAAAGAAGAUCCAGAGCUUAUAAUAAGUACUAUGCAAUCAGCAUUCGCGGAUAGUGGUGUUGCUGCGACGGCAAAACGGGUUAGAUUAAGAUGUUUAUCUAUGAGAGGUGUAAAACAAAUAAAAAAUAUACUAGAACAAUACGCAGUUACAAAUUUUUUAUUACACAUUGCUGAUAAAGACCCGAAACGACGAAUGCUUACAAGGACACCAAGCCGUGUUCGUGAACGACUUGACUUUGGUUGCAGCCUAUACAUGGGUUCUCUUAGAAAAAGGCCGUAUUUAUCAGUAUAUGACAGAUGGCCAUGGUUUUAUCCUCACUUUCUGGCUCUUCUCAACGUGUAUAGGCAGUUCAGGGAUAUAUUAUUAUUUUUACUAGCAGUUGUUGUAUGGAGUCCUUGUAUUUUCUGUAUGGAAGCUUGUCGAGCUAUAAUGUGUUGCUUUUUCUGUACUGGAUAA
Molecule: messenger RNA, 3122 nt
Organism: Vanessa atalanta (red admiral)
Lineage: Eukaryota; Metazoa; Arthropoda; Insecta; Lepidoptera; Nymphalidae
Exons: 2
Coding region: 117-3122 (1001 amino acids)
Source: RefSeq, a predicted model, not a curated record